Molecule: messenger RNA, 934 nt
Organism: Eptesicus fuscus (big brown bat)
Lineage: Eukaryota; Metazoa; Chordata; Mammalia; Chiroptera; Vespertilionidae
Gene: CUTA
Product: cutA divalent cation tolerance homolog
Exons: 6
Coding region: 172-753 (193 amino acids)
Biological process (GO): response to metal ion
Molecular function (GO): copper ion binding
Source: RefSeq, a predicted model, not a curated record
GGAUUGGCUGGCUCUGGAGGCGCAGCUCUCACUGUCACGUGGUGUACGUGGUUUUCUUAUCACGUGGCUACCACCCAGGUAAGUAGAGGCCACUCUUCCUGGGUUUGGGGCCCUUUCUCGGCGUUACUUGUGGCCUUUGAUAUUCAACCCUCCUCCGCCAGCUUAGGCUGCAUGAGAGGGGUGCGGGCUCCCGCGAUCCUGCUCGGCGGAGGGUUGCCUGUGGUAUUUGUGGGGAGACACCGAAUUCACCGCCUGUCCCAGGCCGCUCUGCUCCUGUCGCUUCUUUGGAUGCCGGCGCUGCCGCCUGCGGCCUCCCGCCUUCUCUCGCUACCCCGAGCCCUGAUGUCCAUGGCUUCAGGGAGCCCCCCGGCCCAGCCCUCGCCGGCCUCGCAUUCCGGUUAUGUUCCUGGCUCGGUCUCUGCAGCCUUUGUUACCUGCCCCAAUGAGAAGGUCGCCAAGGAGAUCGCCAGGGCUGUGGUGGAGAAGCGCCUGGCAGCCUGUGUCAACCUCAUCCCUCAGAUUACAUCCAUCUAUGAGUGGAAAGGAAAGAUUGAGGAGGACAGUGAGGUGCUGAUGAUGAUUAAAACCCCAAGUUCCUUGGUUCCAGCUUUGACAGAUUUUGUUCGCUCUGUGCACCCAUACGAAGUGGCUGAGGUGAUCUCACUGCCUGUGGAGCAGGGGAACCCCCCAUACCUGCAUUGGGUGCGCCAGGUUACAGAGUCGGCUUCCGACUCCAGCACGGUCCCACCUUGAUGAGCCCUGUUCCCGCGUGUUCCCCUCACGUACUUCAGCGCCCUCUGACUUGCAGAGGAUGACUGGGCCCCUAGUAAAUCCUACCUUUGGUUCCUUCUGCCUUUGCCUUUUCUCGUCACGUCUGUGAAGUUGGUUGGGAAGAUUAAAGUGCUUCUAGUGCCUGUGUUCUCAUCUUUCAGAA